AGUACAACAACCACUCAUAUACUCUAUGGUUUCUCUAUAACAGAUCCUUCCUUCUCUACACAGAGUCCAAAAAUUGAAACUUUCAUAUAAAGAACUGUUUUUUUUCAAAUCAAACUCUGUUCCCGCAGAUCAUUACAUCGUUCCUGGUCGAACCAAUUGACGAAAUCUCCACCGUCAAGCUCUCUACCAUCACUGUCUUCUGUUAAGUUUCCGACGAACUUAACGGUGAACAAAACCGGACAGUACCAGUCUCUGGCCGUAAUUUCGCUGGAGACCCUUUGUUACGAGUAGAAUCACUUCCCCAUUUCUAAUUUCCGGCGAACCGGAUCCGAAUUCUCCGGCUAACCGGAGAUGAAGUUCAUGGAAUUAGGGUCCCGACCUGACACAUUCUACACUGUGGAAGCUGUAAGGUCAGUGUCUUCUGAUUUGAUGAAUGAUCUUAUCAUACAAGUCAAAUCCACCAAAUAUCUUCUUCACAAGUUUCCGAUGUUAUCAAAAUGCUUGCGUUUGAAGAACGUAGUCUCUUCUCAAUCAUUAGAAACCGAAACCUCCCAAGAACAGCAAGUGAUUCAACUCGUUGAUUUCCCCGGCGAAACAGAGGCUUUUGAGCUCUGUGCUAAGUUCUGUUACGGCAUCACAAUCACUCUUUGUGCUCACAAUGUUGUUGCGGUACGUUGUGCAGCAGAGUAUCUCGGGAUGACGGAAGAAGUGGAGCUCGGGGAGACUGAGAAUCUUGUUCAAAGGCUUGACCUUUUCUUGAAUUCUUGUGUCUUCAGAAGUUGGAGAGACUCUUUUAUUACACUUCAGACAACAAAGGUGUUACCUUUAUGGUCUCAAGAUCUUGGGAUCACAGACCGAUGCAUCGAGGCAAUUGCCAACGGUGUAACUCUAUCCCCUGGUGAGGAGUUUUCGACACAAUUGGAGACGGGUUUGUUGAGAAACAGGUCAAGAAGAAGAAGAGAUGAAAGCAUGUGUAAUGGUGGAGUAAGUAAGGGGGCAGAGAGUUUGAGGUGGUGGGGAGAAGAUUUAGCUGAUUUGAGUUUAGAUCUUUACAGGAGAACAAUGGUAGCGAUAAUAUCAUCAAACCGGAGUAUAUCUCCAAGAUUAAUCGGGAAUGCUCUUAAGAUCUAUGCAUCUAAAUGGCUACCGAGUAUUGAAGAAAGCUCUGCAGAUUCAAAUCUUGUUUUGGAAUCUGUUAUUUCUCUUCUGCCAGCGGAAAAAUCUGCUGUUCCUUGCAGUUUCUUGCUUCGGCUACUAAAAAUGGCAAAUGUUAUGAAUGUUUCGUCUUCUUCGAAGAUGGAACUCGCGAUAAAAGCCGGGAAUCAACUGGAUAAGGCAACCGUUAGCGAGCUGUUGAUACCGUUACCGGAUAAGUCAGGUAUGUUAUACGAUGUAGAUGUUGUGAGGAUGAUGGUGAAGCAGUUUCUGUCUCAGAUUGGUACUGAGAUAAGGCCAACAAGAACAAGAACAGAACAUAGAAGGUCUUGUUCUGAAGAAAACAUCAAUUUGGAAGAGAUACAAGAGAUUAGAAGAUCUCUAUCUAUUUCUUCUUCUCCUCCAUUGUUGUGUAAAGUAGCAAAGCUUGUUGAUUCGUAUCUUCAAGAGAUUGCUAGAGAUGUGAAGUUAACAGUGUCCAAGUUUGUUGAACUGGCUGAAUCAAUACCUGAUGGUUCAAGGAUUUGUCAUGACGAUUUAUACAAAGCUAUUGAUGUCUUUCUCAAGGUUCAUCAAAAGAUUGAAAAGUGUGAGAGAAAGAGGUUAUGCAGAAUCUUGGACUGCAAGAAACUAUCAGUAGAGGCAAGCAAGAAAGCUGCACGGAACGAGCUGCUUCCGUUGAGAGUGAUCGUGCAAAUCCUCUUUGUCGAGCAAGCACGAGCCACAAUUGCUACAACAGCAAACAAUAUCACCAGGAAUGAAACAGCGGUUUUAAAGAGAAGCUUUACAACGAGAAGAGAAGAAACAGUAGAAGAAGAAAGAGAUGAAAUCAAACCAAUCGGAGGGUUUCAAAGCACACCUUCUAGGUUUAUGGCGCUUUGUGCGAUCCCGAGACAACCUAAGAAGAUGUUAUGCAAGUUGUUGUCGAUCAGUAGGAGUUUAAGUCAACGAAUUUAAGAAGUAUUGAUGGUGUGAGUAUUUUUUUUCAUACUGGUUUCUUGUUGCUCAAGUCAAAUUGUCUUUGUCCUCCCUGUGAAUUUGGUUCUGAACAAUUCAUUUGUCACAUGACAUUGUAUGACCCAACAAUAAAGAGAAUAUAUAUAUAAUCUUUAUUUGAUAAAAUUUGUU
Molecule: messenger RNA, 2283 nt
Organism: Camelina sativa (false flax)
Lineage: Eukaryota; Viridiplantae; Streptophyta; Magnoliopsida; Brassicales; Brassicaceae
Product: BTB/POZ domain-containing protein At3g26490
Source: RefSeq, a predicted model, not a curated record